AUGGACGCCUUCAGGGGGUAUCAUCAGAUCUUCAUACACCCGGCUGACGAGGAGAAGACCGCGUUCCUAACGCCGGACGGAGUGUACUGUUACCGAGUUAUGCCCUUCAGGCUUAAGAACGCAGGGGCUACUUACACUCGGAUGGUCGCCCGACUAUUCCAAGACCUAUUGGGGAAGUCCAUGGCGGCCUACGUAGAUGAUAUGCUGGUCAAGAGCCGGGAGGAGGCCAAGCACGCGGAGGAUUUGGCCGACUGCUUCCAGGUGAUGCUAAGGUAUAAUCUCCAACUAAACCCAAAAAAGUGUGCCUUCGCGGUGCAAGGAGGUAAGUUCUUGGGGUACAUGGUGACCAAGAGAGGCAUUGAGCCCAACCCCGAGAAGGUUCAAGCUAUCAUCGACAUGCAACCUCCCAGUACCGUUAAAGACUUGCAACGGCUGACUGGUCGAUUGGCUGCCCUCAGUCGCAUCUUAAGCAAGGCGGCGGAUAGGACCAUACCAUUCUUCAAAGCCAUGAAGAAGAAAGAAGGCUUUGCAUGGACGGCUGAAUGCCAACAAUCGUUCGAAGAGCUGAAGCAAUAUCUUUCCACGCCACCGGUGUUGUCCACCCCUCAGGUGGGGGAGCCCUUGUUUCUAUACUUAGCUGCCUCCCCCAGGGCGGUAAGUUCAGUACUCGUCCGGGAAGAAGAGCGUACCCAGCAUCCGGUAAAUUACGUGAGCCGCUCCUUAAAGGCCACUGAGGCGCGGUACACGGCCUUGGAAAAGAUCGUCUACGCGUUAGUAAUUACUGUACGCAAGUUGGCACCUUAUUUCCAAGCCCACACCGUUCGGGUCCUGACCGACCAGCCUCUGGGGAGUGUGUUGCAAAACCCCACGUCGUCGGGUCGAUUGGUAAAAUGGGCCGUGGAAUUGACCCAGUAUGGGAUCGAGUAUCAGCCACGCCCGUCCAUUAAGGGGCAAGCCUUAGCCGACUUCUUGGUCGAGUGCACCGUAGGGGAAGGCGAUAAAGAGGGCACCAUGGAAGAUAACCCAGGCGAAUGGUGGCAGAUGCACGCGGACGGAGCGGCGAGUCGACAACACUACGGAGGCAGAGUCAUGCUAAUUACCCCGGAAGGAUUCCGGCUCUACUAUGCCCUAAGCUAUCUGUUUCCAGCGUCCAAUAACGAAGCAGAAUACGAGGCUGUUUCAGGCACCUGCGAAGCUAAGAACGCUCGGAUGGCCCAGUACAAGGAAAAAGCGAUAGAGAUGCUGAGUGGAUUCGGGAUGUAUGAAAUCGAAUACAUUCCGCGAGCGGACAACACUAAGGCUGACAUAUUAUCAAAAAUUGCCCUGGAAGGGGUACCAGAUCACCUCGUCAAGAUUUGUCAAAAAGAGGAGUUAAAUCGACCAAGUAUAGAGGAGACGACGUUAGAAAUCCGACAGGUAGCUGUCGAAGAGUGGGAUCGAGAGAAAAAUCCCAAGAUGUUCUGGAUCGACGACAUCCGCCGAUAUAAAGAAACAUGGGAGUUACUAGAGGACCCAGGAGUCGCCGCGAGGGUGAUUUGCCGCUUCAGCCUGCCUGAGCACGUGGUCAGCGAUAACAGCCGACAGUUUGACUGUCAAGCCUUCGCCGACUUCUGUUGCCAACACAGUAUACGACACACCAAGGUAUCCGUCGCGUACCCUCAGGCCAAUGGACAGGUCGAAAACGUAAACCGAACGAUAGUGGAUGGAAUCCGGAAGAAGUUGGAGAACAUUGGGGGAAAUUGGACGGAUGAGCUCGACCGAGUCCUAUGGGCUUAUCGAACUACGCAAAGACGGGCGACCGAAGAGAGUCCAUUUUCCCUAGCAUACGGCUUCGAAGCCAAGGUUCCGAUAGAAGUCGUCGAACCCACCCACCGAGUCCGCGACUAUUCCGACGAGGAAAAUGAGGAGAACCUUAGAAUCGAAAAGAACUUCUUUGAAGAGAGAAGGGAGGUUGCCUACGCCCGAAUGGUAGAAUAUCAGCGAGCCGUGAAGAGAUAUCGUGAUCGAAGGAUUCGCCCACGAACCUUUCAGGUCGGCGAUCUCGUACUACGGGAUCGACGGGCGAGCCAGCCUACGAAAGGGGGUAAAUUCGCAAUCAAGUGGGAAGGACCUUAUCGCAUUGCAGCCGUGGUCCAGGCUGGCACCUAUAAGCUGGAGACCCUGGAGGGAAAGCCCGUAGACCGGAUCUGGAAUGUCAUUCACUUGAAGAAGUUCUACCAGUAA
Ipomoea nil (Japanese morning glory) is the source of this 2223-nucleotide messenger RNA. RefSeq lists its product as uncharacterized. Bases 1 to 2223 code for a protein of 740 amino acids. Gene Ontology annotation, molecular function: nucleic acid binding. The record is from RefSeq and is a predicted model, not a curated record. Gene Ontology annotation, biological process: DNA integration. NCBI's taxonomy places the organism in Eukaryota, Viridiplantae, Streptophyta, Magnoliopsida, Solanales, Convolvulaceae. The transcript has 3 exons.